GCUCGUGAUCUUCUCGUGAUCGAAGCGGCCGAUUUCACCGGCGUGCGAGAAGCUGGGUGAUUCGCGCGUAUUUCUUCUCUAGAAAAAAAAAAUCUUGUCUCUCUUACCGAGUCGUUUUGACACAACUGCAGCAAAAUACGGUAAUCUUCCACGCUUAUGUUAACGCGAGAGUUAUUGUUUGCGAUAUUAAUACGAGAUUCAGACAGACCUCACUAGCAAAUCCCCAGCUAAUCGCUUAAGUGUCACGAUGGGCAAUGGAAACUCCAAUAAUGUGCAACGAAACUUGAUGACCCAGAGCAGUAACCAACCCAACUGUAGCAAGACCAUGUCGAGCUUGGAACGCGAUCAGCUGGGCCAACGAGGAAGUGGCGACGCGAUGUGCGCCGGCCUUCUGUGUGGCCUCGAUCACAUUAGAGAUCCGCACUUGAACAAGGGUAUGGCGUUCAGUAUUGAAGAAAGGCAGAUACUGGGUAUACAUGGUCUUCUACCGGCAGCCGUAAAAACUCAAGAAGAACAGUUGGAGCUUUGUCGUCUUAAUCUGGAACGCUACACGGAUGAUCUCUCAAAAUACAUAUAUCUCAUAGGCCUACUGGAUAGAAACGAGAAACUCUUCUAUCGUUUGUUGGCAGAAGAUGUAGGUAAAAUAAUGCCAUUGGUAUAUACGCCGACCGUGGGUUUGGCAUGUCAGAAAUUCGGUCUGAUUUAUCGUAGGCCGCGAGGCCUCUUCAUAAGCAUUCACGAUAGAGGCCAUGUCUAUGACGUUUUAAAAAACUGGCCCGAACACGACGUACGAGCAAUUGUUGUCACGGACGGCGAGAGAAUAUUGGGAUUGGGUGACCUAGGUGCUCACGGCAUGGGUAUUUCCAUAGGUAAAUUGUCAUUGUACACCGCAUUAGCUGGUAUUAAACCCCACCAGUGUUUGCCUAUCACUUUGGACGUCGGCACUAAUACCCAGUCUUUGUUGGAUGAUCCCCUGUAUAUCGGUCACAGACACAAACGUGUCGUCGGGAAACAGUACGACGAAUUCGUGGAAGAGUUCAUGAAGGCUAUCGUGAAACGAUAUGGUCCGAAUACGUUAAUUCAAUUCGAAGACUUUGGAAAUGUUAAUGCGUUCAAAUUACUUCAAAAAUAUCACAACGACUACUGCACCUUUAAUGAUGAUAUUCAGGGCACUGCCUCUGUCGCUGUUGCCGGGUUACUGGCAUCACUUCGUGUUACGCAGACAAAGCUCUCAGAUAAUACGAUCGUGUUUCAGGGUGCCGGAGAGGCGUCAUUAGGUAUCGCGGCAUUGUGCGUGAUGACAAUGCAAAAAGAAGGAGUAACUAAGGAAGAAGCUAAGAGCAAAAUUUGGAUGGUAGACUCGAAAGGAUUGAUAGUGAAAGAUCGUCCAAAGGGCGGACUGACAGAGCAUAAAUUGCACUUUGCUCGUGACGAUAAGCCCAUCGAUGCUCUGUUGGAUGUUAUUAAGAUUGCCAAACCUUCGGUUAUUAUUGGCGCAGCUGCUAUCAGAGGUGCCUUCACGACAGAAAUAUUGACGGAAAUGGGGCGUAACAAUGAGAGACCCAUUAUUUUCGCUCUGAGCAAUCCAACGAGCAAAGCAGAGUGCACCGCGGAAGAAGCUUAUAUUGCUACAGAGGGAAGAUGCUUAUUCGCGAGUGGCUCGCCUUUUCCACCAGUCACGUAUAACAAUAAAACUUAUUAUCCUGGCCAGGGUAAUAAUAGUUACAUAUUCCCUGGAAUCGCGUUGGCCGCAAUAUGCGCCGGUAUGCGCAUCAUUCCCGAGGAGACUUUCCUUAUUGCCGCAACGGCUCUCUCCGAUUUAGUAACGCAAGCCGAUUUGGACAGCGGCAAUCUUUACCCACCAUUGGCCGAUAUACAGAAAUGUUCGUUGAAUAUAGCAUGUACAGUCAUGAAAUAUGCCUAUAAAAAAUGUAUAGCAACUGUCUAUCCGGAGCCUUCAGAUUACGAGAGUUUUAUCAAGGCACAAUUAUACGAUCCAAACUAUAAAUCGGCAAUACCUCCAAUUUAUUCAUGGCCAAUAUUGUAAUACUUUUAUUAAUUUGACGUUUUUGAUUUUAUACACGAUUGUUUUGGAUUUAUGAAAGAAUAAUAUACAUGUUUGAGGGAAUUCUUCGGGAAAUGAAUUUUCCUCGCUUUUUUAAAGUCUGUUGAUCGGGCUUAUUUUAUUUCUAGCACUGUAUGUGCAAACGUGACCAAUAUGCAAUAUUUAGUUAGUAAAAUUCAUAGGAAUGAAUUUGUGUUUAAUAUGAAGGAAUUUUUGCAAAUAAAGUACAAGCUCGAUGUAAGAAUUGAUUUGCUGGUUAAACAAAUAAAUAUCGAUGCUAGUUUGAAAGAAAUGUAUUUAUUGCUACUAGAAAUAUCAUUUUUGUUUUCUGCAGAACAUCCUAGAUAUCCCCGAUCGCGUUUGACGAGCACUAUAAUAUUGUUCAUUUCGUAGACUUAGUAUAACUAAGAUCAAACAAAACUUAUACGGAUGACAGUUGUGCAAAAGAAAAGUCUGUGACAAAAAAAGUGAAGAUUGCUUCUUCAUGUUCGAUCAUUUUUCGCAAUAUUAAAUAUACGUCAUUAAUUUAAUUUAAAUCUUUACAAGACAAUAAUCGACAAAAAAAUAUUACUUAAUUAGGCCAAGAAUUUACAAGGCGAUGCUAAGUCAGCACGUACAUCGCGAAAAAGUUUGCAAAUUCUUUUCCCGAAUUCAAUGUGUAGUCCAUUAUACAAAAUGGCAUAAGCUAUAUAAACAUAGCACAAUACCACCAAACCAAUAAGCAUCCGGCAUAUUGAUGAAAGACGCCAUAUUGAUUUACAUAAGAGUUAUAGGAUAUUUAUUAGUUCAGCGGCCUUAUGCUAUGCUUAUUCAAUUUAAGUCUUGUUGUAUGAUGGACUUAGAAAUGAAUAAAAGAAUUGUUUGAGAGAA
Messenger RNA from Acromyrmex echinatior (Panamanian leafcutter ant), 2935 nucleotides. It is a transcript of the gene Men, whose product is annotated as NADP-dependent malic enzyme. Gene Ontology annotation, molecular function: malate dehydrogenase (decarboxylating) (NADP+) activity; NAD binding. Lineage: Eukaryota; Metazoa; Arthropoda; Insecta; Hymenoptera; Formicidae. The record is from RefSeq and is a predicted model, not a curated record. Gene Ontology annotation, cellular component: mitochondrion. Gene Ontology annotation, biological process: pyruvate metabolic process; malate metabolic process.